GUUGUAAAGGGAAGCAGCGAAAAAGAGCCAAAUCGAAUGAAUAAAUCAGAAGCAACCGGAGACCCAAUUCUCUGGCAACAAAAGAGAGGCAACAGGAAAAAAACCCCGUCUCAAGCCUGGAUACCGAAGGUCAAAGAGCAGGUGAAGCACACUUUAGAGUUCAUGGUGAAGGAGGAAGACUUAUCUUGGCUAGAAGGAUGCUACGUUGGGGUAGCUCGUUCAGUAGAGAUAAUCCCGACACUACAGGAAAAGUUCUUCAUGGAAGGCUAUUUCUCCUGUAAAGUAAGAGCAAUGGGAGGAAGGCUAGUGUUAUUGGAGGGAGGAGACAAAGAAGAGAUUAAGGAUCUGGUUGAACAGGCAUCUCAAUGGCUAGGACAGUGGUUUUCGGAGGUUAAACCUUGGAAAUCAUCAAUGGUUUCCAGAGAAAGAUUUGUCUGGUUACGAUGCCAAGGGGUUCUAACCCAUGCGUGGAGACCAGAUUUCUUCGCCUCAAUUGGCGUAGUAUGGGGUAAAUUCAUCACUUUGGAUGACAGCACCAGUUUGAAGAAGAGAUUGGAUAUUGGACGACUUCUUAUCUCCACUACAGCAAUGGAGUUCAUUUCGAAGGUCUUGAAUGUCAAGGUUAAUGGGGAGCCUUUCAUUAUUAAAGUUAUGGAAGAAGAGGCCACAAAUGGCAUUUUUUCAAUGAAGUCCGAUCAUUUGUUUAACAUGAGGAGUGACUCUGAUAAUGAUGCUUCGGAAUCAUGGUCUGUGGAUAGCGAAUUUGAUAAUGAAAUAAUGGAGUUCGUCCAAGAAGGCGGUGGGGCUAAGGGGUUUCGGAGCUUGCUGGAUGGAAAGAUGGAAGAUGAUGACGUGGAAAAGGAUGACAUAGAGACAGACACGGAAUCAAGGGGUGAGCUAGCUCAUACCCGUUGGAAGAAGGAGCGACAAACUGGAAAAGAAGACCAGUUUUCGGCUGUGAAUGACGUCUCAAUUAAUGCUGAAGGUUACCAAGAAGAUUUUGCAGAUAGCGGGGAAAAGAGAAAUCAUUUUCAAAACCUCGAAAAUCUUGAUAUGACACCAGCAGAUUGGGUAACAGUGCCUGAAACACAACCAAUCGGUCAAAAGAAACAACAUCGGAGGGAUGAGGGUGUUGAGCCUUACAAGCAUGCAAACCCAAUAGUUCAAGAUGGACGCGGGACCAAAAUAGUCUCAGAAUUAGCCCAACAGGAAGUUAAUGGGCCGGUAGACAGUGGGCCAAAUUCAGUGGAUGUUUGUCACUCGCGGGAGGAUGAGGGGGCUAAUCCAAUAAACUCUAAUUGUGCUGAUGUGGAAGCAACAUCUCAGAAGGACCAAGAGAAGGAGAAUAGUAGCACCGGCUCGAGACUUCCCCAGAUGGCGCAGAAGGAGCCAAGCUUCUGGGAAGGCUUCAUGACAGAAUCAGGAUCUGAAAAAGAGUGGAUGGGGCGAAAUCUCAGGAGGUUAAGCAAGUUGAGGAAAAAGAAAAGCAGAUCCUGCGCGUCGGUAUACAGACAAGGAAGAAGGGAAGAGCGGCGAAGCAAGCCAGAAAAAGGUGCAAAAAGAUCAAAAGAGCGAGAAGCCGAGGUGGGGAGACCAAAAUUCCAUCCGGGAUCCCAAAAGCAAGUCGCAGGCGAAUCCGUCAACGAUAGCGGAAUCGGAAACAGAAAUGAGAUCCUGAAGAGAGCACAGGAAUCGUGUAUCGUGGAAAGGAUCUGGGAGUUUGCUAAGGAAAUUGGAGCAGGUCACGGUGGCAAUGAACAUGAAGUAAUUCGAAGGCUAAAAGACAUGGAGGAAAGGGACAAGGAGCUAUUCAGGAAAUCUAAGGUUAGUGCUGAUGUUUUUGUGGGGACGGAUGAAUCAAAGACAGAGGUGGUGGACUAUCAGCUAUGUAGGUCUAUAUGGGGUGCAGAUAACUUUGAUUGGGUAGCAAAGCCUUCAAGAGGGACUUCUGGUGGCUUAUUAUGCAUUUGGAAUAAGGAAAUAUUGAAGAAAGAAAAAAUAAUUGAAGGGGAGGGUUUUGUAGGGGUGUUCAGCUUUUGGGGGGUUUCGACAACUCCGGUAUAUAUUAUGAACAUAUACUCUUCAUGCGAAAUGUCGGGGAAAAGGGCUCUGUGGUCUAGUCUGGAAAAUUUGAUUUUGGGGACGGGUGGGAACUGGUGCUUAAUGGGGGAUUUCAAUGCUGUAAGAAAUGAGCAGGAAUGGAAUGGGGGAACUUCUAGAAGGAGGGAAAUGGCGGAGUUUGACAGUUUCAUUAGGGAUUGCGGCCUUAUUGAUUUACCACUAAUAGGACGUAAAUUCACUUGGUAUCAGCCAAAUGGAACAGUUAUGAGUAGAUUGGACAGAGUUCAAGGAGUUAGUGAGAAGAACAUGGAGGUCAACAAAGAUCACAGGAUGGCACGGAUACCGUUUAAAAGAAAAACUAAAGGAAACAAAGAAUGUUCUGAAGGUCUGGUGAUGAGCUAAAUUUAUAUACAUAUUAAUAGGGAAUUUUUACUUUGAUUUUAUUGAUAUUUGGAUGAGUUUUAUAGGAUUUUGUUUGAUUUUACAUGGUUUUCAUUUUUUGUGUAGGAAAGGAUUUAAUUGAAAGAAAUCAUACUUUUUAGA
Messenger RNA from Rubroshorea leprosula, 2604 nucleotides. The record is from the annotation of a GenBank genome assembly. NCBI's taxonomy places the organism in Eukaryota, Viridiplantae, Streptophyta, Magnoliopsida, Malvales, Dipterocarpaceae.